GCGGGGCGCAGAGCUGUACGCAGGCGCAGUGUGUUCUGUGCUGUGCUGACUAUCUCCUCCGGUCCCGGUAGCAGAGCAGAGAUAUCCGGAAAUGAUUAAGAAAUUCGAUAAGAAAGACGAGGAGGCCGGUAAGAAAGGAAGUGGAUCCAAUCCAUUUCAGCAUUUGGAAAAGAGUGCUGUUCUUCAAGAGGCUCGAUUAUUCAAUGAAACUCCAAUAAAUCCAAGAAGAUGCAUUCAUAUUUUAACCAAGAUUUUGUAUCUUUUGAACCAGGGUGAACACUUUGGAACGAUGGAGGCCACUGAAGCAUUCUUUGCUAUGACCAGAUUAUUCCAGUCAAAUGAUCAAACCCUACGAAGGAUGUGUUACCUAACUAUCAAGGAGAUGGCCAAUAUCUCUGAAGAUGUCAUUAUUGUUACAAGCAGUCUGACCAAGGACAUGACCGGCAAAGAAGAUGUUUACCGUGGGCCAGCUAUCCGUGCACUUUGCCGAAUUACUGACGCCACUAUGCUGCAGGCUAUUGAGAGGUACAUGAAGCAGGCUAUUGUGGAUAAAGUUCCUAGUGUCUCCAGUUCUGCAUUGGUAUCGUCCUUGCAUAUGAUGAAAAUAAGCUAUGAUGUGGUGAAACGAUGGAUCAACGAGGCACAGGAAGCGGCUUCUAGUGACAACAUCAUGGUCCAGUAUCAUGCAUUGGGACUUCUCUACUAUUUGAGGAAGAAUGAUCGUCUGGCCGUGGCCAAAAUGAUAAAUAAGUUUACUAAAUCUGGACUGAAAUCUCCAUUUGCAUACUGCAUGUUGAUUCGAAUCGCUAGCCGGUUACUCGAGGAGUCUGAUGAGGGGCACAACAGUCCUUUGUUUGACUUCAUUGAAAGUUGCCUUCGGAACAAACAUGAAAUGGUGAUCUAUGAGGCAGCCUCAGCCAUCAUUCACUUGCCCAACUGCACUGCGAGAGAACUAGCCCCAGCAGUUUCAGUUCUGCAACUUUUCUGUAGCUCUCCCAAGCCUGCUUUGAGAUUUGCUGCAGUCCGUACUCUUAACAAGGUGGCGAUGAAGCAUCCAUCUGCAGUUACUGCAUGUAACCUGGACCUGGAAAACCUCAUUACCGAUUCCAACCGCAGUAUCGCUACCCUGGCCAUCACCACUCUGCUGAAAACUGGUAGUGAGAGCAGCGUUGACAGACUAAUGAAACAGAUUUCUACUUUUGUCUCUGAGAUCUCUGAUGAAUUCAAAGUUGUGGUUGUACAAGCAAUCAGUGCCUUAUGUCAGAAGUAUCCUCGCAAACACACUGUAAUGAUGACUUUUCUCUCCAACAUGCUUAGAGAUGAUGGAGGCUUUGAGUAUAAACGAGCCAUUGUGGACUGCAUAAUCAGCAUUGUAGAGGAAAACCCAGACAGUAAAGAAUCUGGACUAGCUCAUUUAUGUGAGUUCAUUGAGGACUGUGAACACACUGUGCUUGCCACCAAAAUAUUACAUUUCUUGGGCAAAGAAGGUCCUCGGACACCUAACCCAUCCAAAUAUAUCCGUUUCAUCUUCAACAGAGUCGUGCUGGAAAAUGAGGCUGUCAGAGCAGCUGCUGUUAGUGCAUUGGCCAAGUUUGGUGCACAGAAUGAAUGCCUCCUUCCCAGCGUUCUGGUACUUCUACAAAGGUGCAUGAUGGAGAGUGAUGACGAGGUCCGGGACAGAGCCACGUUUUACUUCAACGUACUAAAGCAGAAACAGAUCAGCCUCAGUUCGGCCUACAUUUUGAAUGGUCUUACAGUUUCUGUGCUGGGACUAGAGAAAGCCUUACAUCAGUAUACACUGGAGCCAUCUGAGAAACCAUUUGACAUGAAAUCCGUCCCACUCUCCACUUUCCCUUUCUUGGAGCAGAAAGCAGAUCUUACUCCAGUGACCACCAAGCAUCAUGUUAAAGCGGCACCUGCUCGACAAGACAUAUUUCAAGGACAAUUGGCUGCCAUUCCAGAAUUCAAAAAUCUAGGUCCACUCUUCAAGUCUUCUGAUCCUGUGCAGCUUACAGAAGCUGAAACUGAAUAUUUUGUACGUUGUAUCAAGCAUGUAUUUACAGAUCACAUUGUAUUUCAGUUUGACUGCACAAAUACACUGAAUGAUCAGCUUCUGGAGAAAGUGAUCGUUCAGGUAGAGCCAUCAGAAGGAUAUGAAGUGGUUUAUUAUGUCCCAGCCCAGAGUCUACACUAUAACCAACCUGGCAUAUGUUAUACUUUGGUUCGGCUUCCUGAGGACGAGUCUGCUGCAGUGUCCUGCACAUUCAACUGCACAAUGAAAUUUGUGGUCAGAGACUGUGAUCCCCACACUGGCGUUCCUUAUGAUGAAGGAUACAGUGAUGAAUAUGUGCUUGAAGAUCUGGAGAUAACACUCGAAGACCACAUUCAGAAGGUGCUGAAACCAAAUUUUGGAGCAGCUUGGGAUGAGGUGGGCAAUGCACAUGAGAAGGAAGAAACCUUUGCUCUCAGUAGUACAAAGACUUUGGAAGAGGCUGUAGCUAAUAUCAUUAAGUUCUUGGGAAUGCAACCAUGUGAGAGGACUGACAAGGUACCUGAGAACAAGAACUCGCACGUGCUUUAUCUAUCUGGGGUGUAUAGAGGAGGCCAUGAUGUGUUGGUGAGGGCCAAGCUUGCCCUGGCCGAUGGUGUCACCAUGCAAGUAACUGUGAGAAGCACGGAUGAGACGCCAGCUGAUGUCAUCUUGGCCACUGUAGGCUAAAGUCCUUGGAGAUGACACAUUUUCUUGACCAAAAACAUUUCAGGACUUUUAUUCAUCUCCAAAUGAUUCCCUUGCCCCUUUUUUUGCUUGCAAAUCUUACAAAUCGUAAACAACUGCUGGAAGAAAAAAAAAAGUAUGAAACUAUAGGAUGUGAAAUCCUGACGUGGUUACUCUAUUAUUCCAAUAUUCUGCUGUCACUUUGUCUAUCCCAGUGUAUCUACCAAGGUAGGGCCUGCAGAGCUUUACCAUUGUUCUUAGGAAACAGUGCUUGGACUCUUUUCUGCCUCAUGUUACCCUCAUGAGUAAACUUGUUACAUAGUUGCGAUUAUAUACAAUGGAACAUAGUAAUGACCUCUCGGAAGAUCACAGUUGUGUAAGCUUUAGGUAGUAAUCACAGCCAUUGCCUUCAGUCAUGCCAUUUGCUGUGUAACAAUAAUGUACUUCAUACUGGAAUAAUUCCAUCAUCCUCCCCAAUUUAUUAUACAAAUGUUUGACUUUUCUGAAUUAUAUUACACCUGCCUUUUUUAUAUCAACAGAAUGGAAAGCAUGAUUUUGUUCAGACAAUUUUUUUUUUUUUUUUACAAAAAAAACCUGAAUUUAGUGAGCACAAUUAGACUUAUUGCAGCUCCUUUCUGAUAUGUUCCUAUAUGUCCUUUAUGUUGGCACAGAAUUACAGUUUAAGGGUUCAUUUAUAAAGAACAAAUGUGGCAGGUGUUUUGCACAACUUUGCCUGUCACAUUUUCUGCAGCAUGUAAAGCGUUAAAAAAUAAAAGUAUGCAAUGAGAUUGGUAAAGAAUGAAAAGAAAAAUGUCAGUUUUCUGUGGAAAAUAGCUGAGCUAGGAGAGGCUGUUAUAAGUAGGGGGAGAGCGCUGGAGCGAUUGCAUGUAUAAGGGCACAAAUGUUAAGGGUGGUUUGAGUAGUAUGCGUGGAAGUGUGGAUGUUGAAGUAAAUGUUCUCUCUGUUGCAGGACGGGUAGAAUGCAGAUGGCAAUAAAAAGUAAGAGUAAGAACGGUAGGAAAAAUGUUGGCCUAUAUCGCCGCAAGUGAUUUGUAUGAUGCUGGGGAGCCUGCGCAGCAAAGCAUUCAUUUAUGAACAUUACUGGAUAUAAUUGGAGUGUAUUUUGUAUAAUAGUUAGUACCUAUUAAGGUAAACCUGUCAUUUAGCCCAUUCGGGGCAAAGUAGCAGGUUCUCUUAAUGGACACCAUCUCAGCUACGAAUAUCUUCCUUGGGCUCCCCUACCACUUUGAUAACCAGCUGGAGUCUUUCAAAAUAUCCACUUCUUCUGAGUAUGAGGGGGGGGGGGGCAUGUGACCUUCUCCCCCCACUGCAGUGCACAGCUCCAGAACAGCUAGUUGGCAGGCCUAAGGACCAUCACACAUGAUGGGCACCGGUUACUAGACACCUUCCAAUAUGCAAGCUCUGUAUUGGAAGGAAAGUUUUAGUUGCAAAAAAAGAUUGGCUAUAAAGAGUAACUAUUACUGUGUUCAGAAAAGAUGAGGGGGGGGGGGAAGAGUUCAAUAAAGUCUUAAUAAGCUUUUCUGGUGGUAGUUCUCUUUAGAACCACCUGUAUCUAAUUCAGGCAAGCAUUUGCACUAGUCUCAGUAAUAUUACUGACACAGGUGACACAUUCAGGUAGUUCUAACUAUAGAAUUUUAGCAAUGUGUCGCUAGGCAGUGACAGAUUAUUCAACAUAUACGACCAAGUUGCAGAUUGGGAAGCUGGCAGUAAUUAGGACUAGCCCUAAGUUGGUGUACAGAAGUAUGCCAG
This is a messenger RNA of Rana temporaria (common frog), 4486 nucleotides long. RefSeq names its product COPI coat complex subunit gamma 2 (gene COPG2). The coding region runs from base 92 to 2719 and encodes 875 amino acids. Gene Ontology annotation, cellular component: endoplasmic reticulum; COPI vesicle coat; endoplasmic reticulum-Golgi intermediate compartment. Gene Ontology annotation, molecular function: structural molecule activity. The transcript is spliced from 24 exons. Gene Ontology annotation, biological process: protein secretion; intra-Golgi vesicle-mediated transport; organelle transport along microtubule. Lineage: Eukaryota; Metazoa; Chordata; Amphibia; Anura; Ranidae. The record is from RefSeq and is a predicted model, not a curated record.